GUCUCUAACACCACCCCCUCGACCUCCUCCGGCUCUUCGGACGCCGCCAUGUCUCCGUCCUCAGCAUCGCCCACGCAGAACACGGUGGCCGUGGAGUGCAGGUGAUGACACGCCCACAGGCCCCGCCCCCAACACAGGCACCGCCCCCAACACAGACUCCGCCCACUGCGCCACCUCUGAGGGCCUCAUGGGAAACACACCUGUGGACUGACUUCCUGUCUGAGAACAGGACUGACUUCCUGUCUGAGAACAGAACUGACUUCCUGUCUGAGAACAGCCGUCUGUCGCCACAGGAAACGGCUCCUGAUUUCAAAAUAAAGCCACAGUUUAUCCCGGGGGGGGGGGGGGAAACUAAGCAGCACAGCUCGUUAUGCAAAUGACUUUAUUUUUCUCUCGUUAAUUAACUUUUUUUUUUUAAGAAGAAAAAAAAAGAUUAGAAUAUAAAGUUCCUGACUUCCUGUUUUUAUAACUCAGAGCUUUUAUUUUGGUAAAAACAAAGACUUCCUGUCGCAGAGAAAAUGAAAUAUUUUUUGUUUGUAAAGAAACCUUAUUUAUUCAGUUAAAAAACAGAACCCGACACGAGACGGGAAAAUUACGAUUAAAUUCAUAACUAAAAUAAACAUGAAUUUAAAUCUCAGGAAGUCUUAAUUUCUCCUGAAUUUGUUAAUUAAACAUUUUUAGUUUUUUAUGAAGUUUUUAUUUUAGGAGAUUUAUUUAUCCCACCCCCCCCCUCUUCUUCUGUGGUGCCGUGGCGCAGGCGGCUGCUUCCUGUUGUAAAUAGAGCCGUGCAGACAGACGUGUGUCCAGAAGGUUUUCUGUAAAGAAUGAUUUAUAGUAUUUUUUAAGAGACGCCUGUUUGUACUGUAUUAUCAACUCGUGGUUUUCUAUGUGCUGAUUUGUUCGGCUGUAAAUACACCGACACGAGGACAAUGAGCAGCUCUCUGGUUCUAAUAAAGUUUUUAAAUACGUC
Messenger RNA from Trematomus bernacchii (emerald rockcod), 970 nucleotides. Its product is annotated as AT-rich interactive domain-containing protein 4A-like. Gene Ontology annotation, molecular function: transcription cis-regulatory region binding. Lineage: Eukaryota; Metazoa; Chordata; Actinopteri; Perciformes; Nototheniidae. Gene Ontology annotation, cellular component: nucleus. Gene Ontology annotation, biological process: regulation of transcription by RNA polymerase II. The record is from RefSeq and is a predicted model, not a curated record.